Corticium candelabrum is the source of this 20967-nucleotide messenger RNA. RefSeq lists its product as uncharacterized. Bases 1 to 20967 code for a protein of 6988 amino acids. Gene Ontology annotation, molecular function: protein binding. Gene Ontology annotation, biological process: animal organ morphogenesis; tissue development. The record is from RefSeq and is a predicted model, not a curated record. Lineage: Eukaryota; Metazoa; Porifera; Homoscleromorpha; Homosclerophorida; Plakinidae. The transcript is spliced from 125 exons.
AUGAAGCAGAAUUUGCUAAGUGGAGCAGCAGUUGAGAAACGAACUAGUGAUCCCGGCAACUUUACUGGAAUAGGUGGAGUAAGGUUGAGGAAUGGUAGUGAAGUGACAUUUAAGGUAGCUGUACCACAGAGAACAAUUCGAUAUGAUCUGUUAGUUCGUUAUGAGACUUCGCAUGUGUGGAAUGAUCUAAGGAUUUCUGUUGAUCGAUCUGAGGAUGGUCAAAGUGUGGUAUCAGAGUAUUAUAAGUUGGGACCCGAGGAUGGUGAAACUGAGGCAUCGGGGUAUUAUACGUUGGAACCCAAUCUGUUGGUUAUACCAUUGGGAAUUCGGCUUGCUGGAUCUGAGUUACAUGUGAACAUCGUUGCCAACACUUCCUUACUUGACGGAACAACGUUUAUCGACUCGGUCUUGCUGAUGCCAGAAGAAGAGGACCUGCCGGAAUUUCAAGCAUUGGAUGCUCAUAACCAGAGUGUGUUUCUUGAUACUUGCUACGACGUGAGGAAGAGUGUGUUAACAGCAUUUAAGUAUACAAUCGACGAUCAAUGCAGAAAGCAGACGACCCUUAUCAAUGCUGCUCUCUUUAAUGGCACACUCGAUUGUGACUGUAACGUAACAGGAACAGUGAAUGAUAGCAAAGAAUGUUUAACACUUGGUGGACAGUGUUUAUGUGCAUCUAAAAUCAUCACUCGAACGUGUUCAGCGUGUGAUUACACAUAUUUUGGAUUUGAUGGUGAUGGUUGCGAAGCUUGUUUGUGCAAUGAAUCCGGCUCUGAUCCAUCCGCUGGGGAGAGUUGCAAUGCUACAACAGGACAGUGCACGUGCAAAGAGAACGUAGAGGGUGUGAAAUGUACAAGUUGUAAGACAUCGUUUUUCAAUCUGCAAGCAUCCAAUCCUACCGGCUGUGAAGCUUGCAAUUGCAAUUCCGAUGGAUCCACGGCGUUGUCAAAGGGGGCAUGUGAUGAUACCGGUCAGUGUGUUUGCAAAGAAGGUGUGACUGGUCUGAAGUGUUCUGUUUGUGAGGAUGGAUUGUAUAUGACGUCUUCUGAUGCUGGCAGUUGUCGUCCAUGUGGUUGUUCGCCGUCGUCUUCGGUUUCACUGACGUGUGAUAAGUCUUCAGGCCAAUGUCAUUGUAAAUCUGGUCUAACUGGACGUAUCUGUGACAUCAUUGAAGAUUUUCACUGGCUACCGUUUUUGGAGGGUCUCAUUUAUGAAGCAGAAUUUGCUAGUCUUGGCAGUGGAGCAGCAGUUGAGAAACGAACUAGUGAUCCCGGCAACUUUACUGGAAUAGGUGGAGUAAGGUUGAUAGAUGGUAAUCAAGUUACGUUUAAUGUAACAGUACCACAGAGAACGAUUCAAUAUGAUCUGGUAGUUCGUUAUCGGUCUUACUUUGAUGGUUGGGGUGAAAUACAGCUGAAUGUGUAUCGAUCUGAGGAUGGUCAACUUGUGAUGUCAGAUUUCCAUUAUUUGUCUUCAGAGAACAAUCUGUUGGUUGUACCACUGGGAACUCAGCUUGCUGGAUCUGAUUUGUAUGUGAACAUUAUAGCCUACACGUACUUUUAUAGUGAAGCAAUCUUUGUGGACUCGAUCUUGCUGAUGCCAAAAGCACAAGACCUGCCAGAAUAUCAAGCACUAGAUGCUCAUAACCAGAGUGUGUUUCUUGAUACUUGCUAUGAUGUUAGAAGAAGUGUGUCAACGGUAUUUAGUUAUGCAAUUGAUGAACAAUGUAGAAAACAGACAAUCCUUAUCAAUGCUGCUCUCUUUAAUGGAACACUUGAUUGUGACUGUAACGUAACAGGAACAGUGAAUGAUAGCAAAGAAUGUUUAACACUUGGUGGACAGUGUUUAUGUGCAUCUAAUGUCAUCACUCGAACAUGUUCAGCGUGUGAUUACACAUAUUUUGGUUUUGAUGGUGAUGGUUGCGAAGCUUGUGUGUGUGAUGUGAUUGGAUCAAAGUCAGUUCAAUGUAAUGAGACCGGGUACUGUGACUGCAAGGGCAAUGCAGCGGGACAAAGAUGUGAUGUAUGUAAACCAUCACAUUUUAACUUUAAUGUGGAGAACCCUGAUGUCUGUCAAGCUUGUUUGUGCAAUGAAUCUGGAUCUGCUUCAUCAGCUGGGGGGAGUUGCAAUGCUACAACAGGACAGUGCAUUUGUAAAGAGAACGUAGAGGGUGUGAAUUGUACAAGUUGUAAGACAUCGUUUUUCAAUCUGCAAUUAUCCAAUCCUACCGGCUGUGAAGGUGUGUACGUGUGGAAUGAAAGAUCUUGCAAUUGCAAUUCCAAUGGAUCCACGGCGUUGUCAAAGGGGGCAUGUGAUGCUACUGGUCAGUGUGUUUGCAAAGAAGGUGUGACUGGUCUGAAGUGUUCUGUUUGUGAGGAUGGCUCUUAUCUGAUGUCUUCUAAUGAUGCUGGCAGUUGUCAUUCAUGUGGAUGUGCACUGUCAUCUUCAGUUUCACUGACAUGUGAUAAGUCUUCAGGCCAGUGUGUUUGUAAAUCUGGUCUGACUGGACGUACUUGUGACAUCAUUGAAGAUUUUCACUGGCUGCCGUUCUUGGAGGGUGUCAUUUAUGAAGCAGAAUUUGCUAGUCUUAGCAGUGGAGCAGCAGUUGAGAAACGAACCAGUGAUCCUAGCAACUUUACUGGAAUAGGUGGAGUAAGGUUGAUGAAUGGUAGUGAAGUGACAUUUAAGGUAGCUGUACCACAGAGAACUAUUCGAUAUGAUCUGUUAGUUCGUUAUGAGACAUCCCAUUUGUGGAAUGACGUAAAGAUUUCUGUUCAUCGAUCUGAGGAUGGUCAAAGUGUGGUAUCAAAGUAUUAUAAGUUGGGACCCGAGGAUGGUGAAACUGAGGCAUCGGGAUAUUAUACGUUGGAACUCAAUCUGUUGGUUGUACCAUUGGGAUCUCAGCUUGCUGAAUCUGAGUUACAUGUCAACAUCAUUGCCAACACUUACUUACUAGACGGGACAACAUUUAUUGACUCGGUCUUGCUGAUGCCGGAAGAAGAGGACCUGCCUGAAUUUCAAGCAUUAAGUGCUCAUAACCAGAGUGUGUUUCUUGGUACUUGCUAUGACAUGAGGAAAAGUUUGUCAACAGCAUUUAAUUAUGCAAUUGACGAACAAUGUAGAAAGCAGACAAUUCUCAUCAAUGCUGCUCUCUUUAAUGGAACGCUUGAUUGUGGCUGUACUGUAACAGGAACAGUGAAUGAUAGCAAAGAAUGUUUAACGCUUGGUGGACAGUGUUUAUGUGCAUCUAAUGUCAUCACUCGAACAUGUUCAGUGUGUGAUUACACAUAUUUUGGAUUUGAUGGCGAUGGUUGUGAAGCUUGUGUGUGUGAUGUGAUUGGAUCAAAGUCAGUUCAAUGCAAUGAGACCGGGUACUGUGACUGCAAGGGCAAUGCAGCGGGACAAAGAUGUGAUGUAUGUAAACCAUCACAUUUUAACUUCAAUGUGGAGAACCCUGAUGUCUGUCAAGCUUGUUUGUGCAAUGAAUCUGGCUCUGAUCCAUCCGCUGGGGAGAGUUGCAAUGCUACAACAGGACAGUGCACGUGUAAAGAGAACGUAGAGGGUGUGAAAUGUGCAAGUUGUAAGACAUCAUUUUUCAAUCUGCAAUCAUCCAAUCCUACCGGCUGUGAAGCUUGCAAUUGCAAUUCCAAUGGAUCCACGGCAUUGUCAAAGGGGGCAUGUGAUGCUACCGGUCAGUGUGUUUGCAAAGAAGGUGUGACGGGUGUGAAGUGUUCUGUUUGUGAGGAUGGCUUCUACAUUUUGUUUCCUGAUGAUGCUAGCAGUUGUCAGUCGUGUGGUUGUUCUCUGUCAUCUUCAGUUUCAUGGACGUGUGAUAAGAUCUCAGGACAAUGUACUUGUAAAUCUGGUCUGACUGGACGAACUUGUGACAUCAUUGAAGACUUUCACUGGCUCCCCUUUUUGGAGGGUCUCAUUUACGAAGCAGAAUUUGCUGUUCUUAGUGCUGGAGCAACAGUUGAGAAACAAAUUGGGGAUUCUCGCAACUUCACCGGAAUAGGUGGAGUAAGAUUGAUGGAUGGUCAUCAAGUUACAUUUAAUGUAACUGUACCACAGAGAACGAUUCAGUAUGAUCUGGUAGUUCGUUAUCGGUCUGAUGUUUGGGGUGAAAUACUGCUGAAUGUGUAUCGAUCUGAGGAUGGUCAACUUGUGAUAUCAAAUUUCUAUUACGUGUAUUCAGAGAACGAUCUGUUGGUUGUAUCACUGGGAACUCGGCUUGCUGGAUCUGAGUUAUAUGUGAACAUUAUGGCCUCCAUGUACUUUUAUUAUGGUGAUGCAAUCUUUGUGGACUCGGUCUUGCUGAUGCCGAAAGCACAGGACCUGCCAGAAUAUCGAGCACUAGAUGCUCAUAACCAGAGUGUGUUUCUUGAUACUUGCUACGAUGUUAGAAAAAGUGUGUCAACGGCAUUUGGGUAUGCAAUUGAUGAACAAUGUAGAAAACAGACAAUCCUUAUCAAUGCUGCUCUCUUUAAUGGAACACUUGAUUGUGACUGUAACGUAACAGGAACAGUGAAUGAUAGCAAAGAAUGUUUAACACUUGGUGGACAGUGUUUAUGUGCAUCUAAUAUCAUCACUCGAACAUGUUCAGCGUGUGAUUACACAUAUUUUGGAUUUGAUGGUGAUGGUUGUGAAGCUUGUGUGUGUGAUGUGGUCGGAUCAAAGUCAGUCCAAUGCAAUGAGACCGGGUACUGUGACUGCAAGGGCAAUGCAGUGGGCCAAAGUUGUGAUGUAUGUAAACCAUCAUAUUUUAACUUUAGUGUGGAGAAUCCUGAUGUCUGUCAAGCUUGUUUGUGCAAUGAAUCUGGAUCUGAUGUAUCAGCUCGGGGGAGUUGCAAUGCUACAGCAGGACAGUGCAUGUGUAAAGAGAACGUAGAGGGUGUAAAAUGUACGAGUUGUAAGACAUCGUUUUUCAAUCUACAAUUAUCCAAUCCUACUGGCUGUGAAGCUUGCAAUUGCAGUUCCAAUGGAUCCACAGCGUUGUCAAUGGGGGCAUGUGAUGCUACUGGUCAGUGUGUUUGCAAAGAAGGUGUGACUGGUCUGAAGUGUUCUGUUUGUGAGGAUGGAUUGUAUAUGAUGCCUUCUGAUGAUGCUGGCAGUUGUCAUCCAUGUGGUUGUUCACUGUCAUCGUCGGUUUCACUGACAUGUGAUAAGUCUUCAGGCCAAUGUCAUUGUAAAUCUGGUCUAACUGGACGUACUUGUGACAUCAUUGAAGAUUUUCACUGGCUACCGUUUUUGGAGGGUCUCAUUUAUGAAGCAGAAUUUGCUAGUCUUAGCAGUGGAGCAACAGUCAAGAAACGCACUAGUGAUCCUGGCAACUUUACUGGAAUAGGUGGAGUAAGGUUGAUGAAUGGUAGUGAAGUGACAUUUAAGGUAGCUGUACCACAGAGAACAAUUCGAUAUGAUCUGUUAGUUCGUUAUGAGACUUCGCAUGUGUGGAAUGAUCUAAGGAUUUCUGUUCAUCGAUCUGAGGAUGGUCAAAGUGUGGUAUCAAAGUAUUAUAAGUUGGGACCGGAGGACGGUGAAACUGAGGCAUCGGGGUAUUAUACGUUGGAACCCAAUCUGUUGGUUGUACCAUUGGGAUCUCAGCUUGCUGAAUCUGAGUUACAUGUCAACAUCAUUGCCAACACUUACUUACUUGACGGAACAACGUUUAUUGACUCGGUCUUGCUGAUGCCAGAAGAAGAGGACCUGCCUGAAUUUCAAGCAUUAAGUGCUCAUAACCAGAGUGUGUUUCUUAGUAAUUGCUAUGACGUGAGGAAGAGUGUGUCAACAGCAUUUAAUUAUGCAAUUGACGAACAAUGUAGAAAGCAGACAAUUCUUAUCAAUGCUGCUCUCUUUAAUGGAACAGUUGAUUGUGACUGUACAGUAACAGGAACAGUGAAUAAUAGCAGAGAAUGUUUAACACUUGGUGGACAGUGUUUAUGUGCAUCUAAUAUCAUCACUCGAACAUGUUCAGCGUGUGAUUACACAUAUUUUGGAUUUGAUGGUGAUGGAUGUGAAGCUUGUGUGUGUGAUGUGAUUGGAUCAAUGUCAGUUCAAUGCAAUGAGAGUGGGUACUGUGACUGCAAGGGCAAUGCAGUGGGACAAAGAUGUGAUGUAUGUAAACCAUCACAUUUUAACUUUAACUUGGAGAAUCCUGAUGUCUGUCAAGCUUGUUUGUGCAAUGAAUCUGGCUCUGAUCCAUCCGCUGGGGAGAGUUGCAAUGCUACAACAGGACAGUGCACGUGCAAAGAGAACGUAGAGGGUGUGAAAUGUACAAGUUGUAAGACAUCGUUUUUCAAUCUGCAAGCAUCCAAUCCUACCGGCUGUGAAGCUUGCAAUUGCAAUUCCGAUGGAUCCACGGCGUUGUCAAAGGGGGCAUGUGAUGAUACCGGUCAGUGUGUUUGCAAAGAGGGUGUGACUGGUCUGAAGUGUUCUGUUUGUGAGGAUGGAUUGUAUAUGACGUCUUCUGAUGCUGGCAGUUGUCGUCCAUGUGGUUGUUCGCCGUCGUCUUCGGUUUCACUGACGUGUGAUAAGUCUUCAGGCCAAUGUCAUUGUAAAUCUGGUCUAACUGGACGUAUCUGUGACAUCAUUGAAGAUUUUCACUGGCUACCGUUUUUGGAGGGUCUCAUUUAUGAAGCAGAAUUUGCUAGUCUUAGCAGUGGAGCAGCAGUUGAGAAACGAACUAGUGAUCCCGGCAACUUUACUGGAAUAGGUGGAGUAAGGUUGAGGAAUGGUAGUGAAGUGACAUUUAAGGUAGCUGUACCACAGAGAACAAUUCGAUAUGAUCUGUUAGUUCGUUAUGAGACUUCGCAUGUGUGGAAUGAUCUAAGGAUUUCUGUUGAUCGAUCUGAGGAUGGUCAAAGUGUGGUAUCAGAGUAUUAUAAGUUGGGACCCGAGGAUGGUGAAACUGAGGCAUCGGGGUAUUAUACGUUGGAACCCAAUCUGUUGGUUAUACCAUUGGGAAUUCGGCUUGCUGGAUCUGAGUUACAUGUGAACAUCGUUGCCAACACUUCCUUACUUGACGGAACAACGUUUAUCGACUCGGUCUUGCUGAUGCCAGAAGAAGAGGACCUGCCGGAAUUUCAAGCAUUGGAUGCUCAUAACCAGAGUGUGUUUCUUGAUACUUGCUACGACGUGAGGAAGAGUGUGUUAACAGCAUUUAAGUAUACAAUCGACGAUCAAUGCAGAAAGCAGACGACCCUUAUCAAUGCUGCUCUCUUUAAUGGCACACUCGAUUGUGACUGUAACGUAACAGGAACAGUGAAUGAUAGCAAAGAAUGUUUAACACUUGGUGGACAGUGUUUAUGUGCAUCUAAAAUCAUCACUCGAACGUGUUCAGCGUGUGAUUACACAUAUUUUGGAUUUGAUGGUGAUGGUUGCGAAGCUUGUUUGUGCAAUGAAUCCGGCUCUGAUCCAUCCGCUGGGGAGAGUUGCAAUGCUACAACAGGACAGUGCACGUGCAAAGAGAACGUAGAGGGUGUGAAAUGUACAAGUUGUAAGACAUCGUUUUUCAAUCUGCAAGCAUCCAAUCCUACCGGCUGUGAAGCUUGCAAUUGCAAUUCCGAUGGAUCCACGGCGUUGUCAAAGGGGGCAUGUGAUGAUACCGGUCAGUGUGUUUGCAAAGAAGGUGUGACUGGUCUGAAGUGUUCUGUUUGUGAGGAUGGAUUGUAUAUGACGUCUUCUGAUGCUGGCAGUUGUCGUCCAUGUGGUUGUUCGCCGUCGUCUUCGGUUUCACUGACGUGUGAUAAGUCUUCAGGCCAAUGUCAUUGUAAAUCUGGUCUAACUGGACGUAUCUGUGACAUCAUUGAAGAUUUUCACUGGCUACCGUUUUUGGAGGGUCUCAUUUAUGAAGCAGAAUUUGCUAGUCUUGGCAGUGGAGCAGCAGUUGAGAAACGAACUAGUGAUCCCGGCAACUUUACUGGAAUAGGUGGAGUAAGGUUGAUAGAUGGUAAUCAAGUUACGUUUAAUGUAACAGUACCACAGAGAACGAUUCAAUAUGAUCUGGUAGUUCGUUAUCGGUCUUACUUUGAUGGUUGGGGUGAAAUACAGCUGAAUGUGUAUCGAUCUGAGGAUGGUCAACUUGUGAUGUCAGAUUUCCAUUAUUUGUCUUCAGAGAACAAUCUGUUGGUUGUACCACUGGGAACUCAGCUUGCUGGAUCUGAUUUGUAUGUGAACAUUAUAGCCUACACGUACUUUUAUAGUGAAGCAAUCUUUGUGGACUCGAUCUUGCUGAUGCCAAAAGCACAAGACCUGCCAGAAUAUCAAGCACUAGAUGCUCAUAACCAGAGUGUGUUUCUUGAUACUUGCUAUGAUGUUAGAAGAAGUGUGUCAACGGUAUUUAGUUAUGCAAUUGAUGAACAAUGUAGAAAACAGACAAUCCUUAUCAAUGCUGCUCUCUUUAAUGGAACACUUGAUUGUGACUGUAACGUAACAGGAACAGUGAAUGAUAGCAAAGAAUGUUUAACACUUGGUGGACAGUGUUUAUGUGCAUCUAAUGUCAUCACUCGAACAUGUUCAGCGUGUGAUUACACAUAUUUUGGUUUUGAUGGUGAUGGUUGCGAAGCUUGUGUGUGUGAUGUGAUUGGAUCAAAGUCAGUUCAAUGUAAUGAGACCGGGUACUGUGACUGCAAGGGCAAUGCAGCGGGACAAAGAUGUGAUGUAUGUAAACCAUCACAUUUUAACUUUAAUGUGGAGAACCCUGAUGUCUGUCAAGCUUGUUUGUGCAAUGAAUCUGGAUCUGCUUCAUCAGCUGGGGGGAGUUGCAAUGCUACAACAGGACAGUGCAUUUGUAAAGAGAACGUAGAGGGUGUGAAUUGUACAAGUUGUAAGACAUCGUUUUUCAAUCUGCAAUUAUCCAAUCCUACCGGCUGUGAAGCUUGCAAUUGCAAUUCCAAUGGAUCCACGGCGUUGUCAAUGGGGGCAUGUGAUGCUACUGGUCAGUGUGUUUGCAAAGAAGGUGUGACUGGUCUGAAGUGUUCUGUUUGUGAGGAUGGCUCUUAUCUGAUGUCUUCUAAUGAUGCUGGCAGUUGUCAUUCAUGUGGAUGUGCACUGUCAUCUUCAGUUUCACUGACAUGUGAUAAGUCUUCAGGCCAGUGUGUUUGUAAAUCUGGUCUGACUGGACGUACUUGUGACAUCAUUGAAGAUUUUCACUGGCUGCCGUUCUUGGAGGGUGUCAUUUAUGAAGCAGAAUUUGCUAGUCUUAGCAGUGGAGCAGCAGUUGAGAAACGAACCAGUGAUCCUAGCAACUUUACUGGAAUAGGUGGAGUAAGGUUGAUGAAUGGUAGUGAAGUGACAUUUAAGGUAGCUGUACCACAGAGAACUAUUCGAUAUGAUCUGUUAGUUCGUUAUGAGACAUCCCAUUUGUGGAAUGACGUAAAGAUUUCUGUUCAUCGAUCUGAGGAUGGUCAAAGUGUGGUAUCAAAGUAUUAUAAGUUGGGACCCGAGGAUGGUGAAACUGAGGCAUCGGGAUAUUAUACGUUGGAACUCAAUCUGUUGGUUGUACCAUUGGGAUCUCAGCUUGCUGAAUCUGAGUUACAUGUCAACAUCAUUGCCAACACUUACUUACUAGACGGGACAACAUUUAUUGACUCGGUCUUGCUGAUGCCGGAAGAAGAGGACCUGCCUGAAUUUCAAGCAUUAAGUGCUCAUAACCAGAGUGUGUUUCUUGGUACUUGCUAUGACAUGAGGAAAAGUUUGUCAACAGCAUUUAAUUAUGCAAUUGACGAACAAUGUAGAAAGCAGACAAUUCUCAUCAAUGCUGCUCUCUUUAAUGGAACGCUUGAUUGUGGCUGUACUGUAACAGGAACAGUGAAUGAUAGCAAAGAAUGUUUAACGCUUGGUGGACAGUGUUUAUGUGCAUCUAAAAUCAUCACUCGAACGUGUUCAGCGUGUGAUUACACAUAUUUUGGAUUUGAUGGUGAUGGUUGCGAAGCUUGUGUGUGUGAUGUGAUUGGAUCAAAGUCAGUUCAAUGUAAUGAGACCGGGUACUGUGACUGCAAGGGCAAUGCAGCGGGACAAAGAUGUGAUGUAUGUAAACCAUCACAUUUCAACUUUAGUGUGGAGAACCCUGAUGUCUGUCAAGCUUGUUUGUGCAAUGAAUCUGGCUCUGAUCCAUCCGCUGGGGAGAGUUGCAAUGCUACAACAGGACAGUGCACGUGCAAAGAGAACGUAGAGGGUGUGAAAUGUACAAGUUGUAAGACAUCGUUUUUCAAUCUGCAAGCAUCCAAUCCUACCGGCUGUGAAGCUUGCAAUUGCAAUUCCGAUGGAUCCACGGCGUUGUCAAAGGGGGCAUGUGAUGAUACCGGUCAGUGUGUUUGCAAAGAGGGUGUGACUGGUCUGAAGUGUUCUGUUUGUGAGGAUGGAUUGUAUAUGACGUCUUCUGAUGCUGGCAGUUGUCGUCCAUGUGGUUGUUCGCUGUCGUCUUCGGUUUCACUGACGUGUGAUAAGUCUUCAGGCCAAUGUCAUUGUAAAUCUGGUCUAACUGGACGUAUCUGUGACAUCAUUGAAGAUUUUCACUGGCUACCGUUUUUGGAGGGUCUCAUUUAUGAAGCAGAAUUUGCUAGUCUUAGCAGUGGAGCAGCAGUUGAGAAACGAACUAGUGAUCUCGGCAACUUUACUGGAAUAGGUGGAGUAAGGUUGAGGAAUGGUAGUGAAGUGACAUUUAAGGUAGCUGUACCACAGAGAACAAUUCGAUAUGAUCUGUUAGUUCGUUAUGAGACUUCGCAUGUGUGGAAUGAUCUAAGGAUUUCUGUUGAUCGAUCUGAGGAUGGUCAAAGUGUGGUAUCAGAGUAUUAUAAGUUGGGACCCGAGGAUGGUGAAACUGAGGCAUCGGGGUAUUAUACGUUGGAACCCAAUCUGUUGGUUAUACCAUUGGGAAUUCGGCUUGCUGGAUCUGAGGUACAUGUGAACAUCGUUGCCAACACUUCCUUACUUGACGGAACUACGUUUAUCGACUCGGUCUUGCUGAUGCCAGAAGAAGAGGACCUGCCGGAAUUUCAAGCAUUGGAUGCUCAUAACCAGAGUGUGUUUCUUGAUACUUGCUACGACGUGAGGAAGAGUGUGUUAACAGCAUUUAAUUAUACAAUCGACGAUCAAUGCAGAAAGCAGACGACCCUUAUCAAUGCUGCUCUCUUUAAUGGCACACUCGAUUGUGACUGUAACGUAACAGGAACAGUGAAUGAUAGCAAAGAAUGUUUAACACUUGGUGGACAGUGUUUAUGUGCAUCUAAAAUCAUCACUCGAACGUGUUCAGCGUGUGAUUACACAUAUUUUGGAUUUGAUGGUGAUGGUUGCGAAGCUUGUUUGUGCAAUGAAUCUGGCUCUGAUCCAUCCGCUGGGGAGAGUUGCAAUGCUACAACAGGACAGUGCACGUGUAAAGAGAACGUAGAGGGUGUGAAAUGUACAAGUUGUAAGACAUCAUUUUUCAAUCUGCAAUCAUCCAAUCCUACCGGCUGUGAAGGCUUUUUUCUAACUGGUGUAGCUUGCAAUUGCAAUUCCAAUGGAUCCACAGCGUUGUCAAUGGGGGCAUGUGAUGCUACUGGUCAGUGUGUUUGCAAAGAAGGUGUGACUGGUCUGAAGUGUUCUGUUUGUGAGGAUGGAUUGUAUAUGAUGCCUUCUGAUGAUGCUGGCAGUUGUCAUCCAUGUGGUUGUUCACUGUCAUCUUCGGUUUCACUGACAUGUGAUAAGUCUUCAGGCCAAUGUCAUUGUAAAUCUGGUCUAACUGGACGUACUUGUGACAUCAUUGAAGAUUUUCACUGGCUACCGUUUUUGGAGGGUCUCAUUUAUGAAGCAGAAUUUGCUAGUCUUAGCAGUGGAGCAACAGUCAAGAAACGCACUAGUGAUCCUGGCAACUUUACUGGAAUAGGUGGAGUAAGGUUGAUGAAUGGUAGUGAAGUGACAUUUAAGGUAGCUGUACCACAGAGAACAAUUCGAUAUGAUCUGUUAGUUCGUUAUGAGACUUCGCAUGUGUGGAAUGAUCUAAGGAUUUCUGUUCAUCGAUCUGAGGAUGGUCAAAGUGUGGUAUCAAAGUAUUAUAAGUUGGGACCGGAGGACGGUGAAACUGAGGCAUCGGGGUAUUAUACGUUGGAACCCAAUCUGUUGGUUGUACCAUUGGGAUCUCAGCUUGCUGAAUCUGAGUUACAUGUCAACAUCAUUGCCAACACUUACUUACUUGACGGAACAACGUUUAUUGACUCGGUCUUGCUGAUGCCAGAAGAAGAGGACCUGCCUGAAUUUCAAGCAUUAAGUGCUCAUAACCAGAGUGUGUUUCUUAGUAAUUGCUAUGACGUGAGGAAGAGUGUGUCAACAGCAUUUAAUUAUGCAAUUGACGAACAAUGUAGAAAGCAGACAAUUCUUAUCAAUGCUGCUCUCUUUAAUGGAACAGUUGAUUGUGACUGUACAGUAACAGGAACAGUGAAUAAUAGCAGAGAAUGUUUAACACUUGGUGGACAGUGUUUAUGUGCAUCUAAUAUCAUCACUCGAACAUGUUCAGCGUGUGAUUACACAUAUUUUGGAUUUGAUGGUGAUGGAUGUGAAGCUUGUGUGUGUGAUGUGAUUGGAUCAAUGUCAGUUCAAUGCAAUGAGAGUGGGUACUGUGACUGCAAGGGCAAUGCAGUGGGACAAAGAUGUGAUGUAUGUAAACCAUCGUAUUUUAACUUUAACUUGGAGAAUCCUGAUGCCUGCCAAGCUUGUUUGUGCAAUGAAUCUGGCUCUGAUCCAUCCGCUGGGGAGAGUUGCAAUGCUACAACAGGACAGUGCACGUGCAAAGAGAACGUAGAGGGUGUGAAAUGUACAAGUUGUAAGACAUCGUUUUUCAAUCUGCAAGCAUCCAAUCCUACCGGCUGUGAAGCUUGCAAUUGCAAUUCCGAUGGAUCCACGGCGUUGUCAAAGGGGGCAUGUGAUGAUACCGGUCAGUGUGUUUGCAAAGAAGGUGUGACUGGUCUGAAGUGUUCUGUUUGUGAGGAUGGAUUGUAUAUGACGUCUUCUGAUGCUGGCAGUUGUCGUCCAUGUGGUUGUUCGCCGUCGUCUUCGGUUUCACUGACGUGUGAUAAGUCUUCAGGCCAAUGUCAUUGUAAAUCUGGUCUAACUGGACGUAUCUGUGACAUCAUUGAAGAUUUUCACUGGCUACCGUUUUUGGAGGGUCUCAUUUAUGAAGCAGAAUUUGCUAGUCUUGGCAGUGGAGCAGCAGUUGAGAAACGAACUAGUGAUCCCGGCAACUUUACUGGAAUAGGUGGAGUAAGGUUGAUAGAUGGUAAUCAAGUUACGUUUAAUGUAACAGUACCACAGAGAACGAUUCAAUAUGAUCUGGUAGUUCGUUAUCGGUCUUACUUUGAUGGUUGGGGUGAAAUACAGCUGAAUGUGUAUCGAUCUGAGGAUGGUCAACUUGUGAUGUCAGAUUUCCAUUAUUUGUCUUCAGAGAACAAUCUGUUGGUUGUACCACUGGGAACUCAGCUUGCUGGAUCUGAUUUGUAUGUGAACAUUAUAGCCUACACGUACUUUUAUAGUGAAGCAAUCUUUGUGGACUCGAUCUUGCUGAUGCCAAAAGCACAAGACCUGCCAGAAUAUCAAGCACUAGAUGCUCAUAACCAGAGUGUGUUUCUUGAUACUUGCUAUGAUGUUAGAAGAAGUGUGUCAACGGUAUUUAGUUAUGCAAUUGAUGAACAAUGUAGAAAACAGACAAUCCUUAUCAAUGCUGCUCUCUUUAAUGGAACACUUGAUUGUGACUGUAACGUAACAGGAACAGUGAAUGAUAGCAAAGAAUGUUUAACACUUGGUGGACAGUGUUUAUGUGCAUCUAAUGUCAUCACUCGAACAUGUUCAGCGUGUGAUUACACAUAUUUUGGUUUUGAUGGUGAUGGUUGCGAAGCUUGUGUGUGUGAUGUGAUUGGAUCAAAGUCAGUUCAAUGUAAUGAGACCGGGUACUGUGACUGCAAGGGCAAUGCAGCGGGACAAAGAUGUGAUGUAUGUAAACCAUCACAUUUUAACUUUAAUGUGGAGAACCCUGAUGUCUGUCAAGCUUGUUUGUGCAAUGAAUCUGGAUCUGCUUCAUCAGCUGGGGGGAGUUGCAAUGCUGCAACAGGACAGUGCAUUUGUAAAGAGAACGUAGAGGGUGUGAAUUGUACAAGUUGUAAGACAUCAUUUUUCAAUCUGCAAUUAUCCAAUCCUACCGGCUGUGAAGGUGUGUACGUGUGGAAUGAAAGAUCUUGCAAUUGCAAUUCCAAUGGAUCCACGGCGUUGUCAAAGGGGGCAUGUGAUGCUACUGGUCAGUGUGUUUGCAAAGAAGGUGUGACUGGUCUGAAGUGUUCUGUUUGUGAGGAUGGCUCUUAUCUGAUGUCUUCUAAUGAUGCUGGCAGUUGUCAUUCAUGUGGAUGUGCACUGUCAUCUUCAGUUUCACUGACAUGUGAUAAGUCUUCAGGCCAGUGUGUUUGUAAAUCUGGUCUGACUGGACGUACUUGUGACAUCAUUGAAGAUUUUCACUGGCUGCCGUUCUUGGAGGGUGUCAUUUAUGAAGCAGAAUUUGCUAGUCUUAGCAGUGGAGCAGCAGUUGAGAAACGAACCAGUGAUCCUAGCAACUUUACUGGAAUAGGUGGAGUAAGGUUGAUGAAUGGUAGUGAAGUGACAUUUAAGGUAGCUGUACCACAGAGAACUAUUCGAUAUGAUCUGUUAGUUCGUUAUGAGACAUCCCAUUUGUGGAAUGACGUAAAGAUUUCUGUUCAUCGAUCUGAGGAUGGUCAAAGUGUGGUAUCAAAGUAUUAUAAGUUGGGACCCGAGGAUGGUGAAACUGAGGCAUCGGGAUAUUAUACGUUGGAACUCAAUCUGUUGGUUGUACCAUUGGGAUCUCAGCUUGCUGAAUCUGAGUUACAUGUCAACAUCAUUGCCAACACUUACUUACUAGACGGGACAACAUUUAUUGACUCGGUCUUGCUGAUACCGGAAGAAGAGGACCUGCCUGAAUUUCAAGCAUUAAGUGCUCAUAACCAGAGUGUGUUUCUUGGUACUUGCUAUGACAUGAGGAAAAGUUUGUCAACAGCAUUUAAUUAUGCAAUUGACGAACAAUGUAGAAAGCAGACAAUUCUCAUCAAUGCUGCUCUCUUUAAUGGAACGCUUGAUUGUGGCUGUACUGUAACAGGAACAGUGAAUGAUAGCAAAGAAUGUUUAACGCUUGGUGGACAGUGUUUAUGUGCAUCUAAAAUCAUCACUCGAACGUGUUCAGCGUGUGAUUACACAUAUUUUGGAUUUGAUGGUGAUGGUUGCGAAGCUUGUGUGUGUGAUGUGAUUGGAUCAAAGUCAGUUCAAUGUAAUGAGACCGGGUACUGUGACUGCAAGGGCAAUGCAGCGGGACAAAGAUGUGAUGUAUGUAAACCAUCACAUUUCAACUUUAGUGUGGAGAACCCUGAUGUCUGUCAAGCUUGUUUGUGCAAUGAAUCUGGCUCUGAUCCAUCCGCUGGGGAGAGUUGCAAUGCUACAACAGGACAGUGCACGUGCAAAGAGAACGUAGAGGGUGUGAAAUGUACAAGUUGUAAGACAUCGUUUUUCAAUCUGCAAACAUCCAAUCCUACCGGCUGUGAAGCUUGCAAUUGCAAUUCCGAUGGAUCCACGGCGUUGUCAAAGGGGGCAUGUGAUGAUACCGGUCAGUGUGUUUGCAAAGAGGGUGUGACUGGUCUGAAGUGUUCUGUUUGUGAGGAUGGAUUGUAUAUGACGUCUUCUGAUGCUGGCAGUUGUCGUCCAUGUGGUUGUUCGCCGUCGUCUUCGGUUUCACUGACGUGUGAUAAGUCUUCAGGCCAAUGUCAUUGUAAAUCUGGUCUAACUGGACGUAUCUGUGACAUCAUUGAAGAUUUUCACUGGCUACCGUUUUUGGAAGGUCUCAUUUAUGAAGCAGAAUUUGCUAGUCUUAGCAGUGGAGCAGCAGUUGAGAAACGAACUAGUGAUCCCGGCAACUUUACUGGAAUAGGUGGAGUAAGGUUGAGGAAUGGUAGUGAAGUGACAUUUAAGGUAGCUGUACCACAGAGAACAAUUCGAUAUGAUCUGUUAGUUCGUUAUGAGACUUCGCAUGUGUGGAAUGAUCUAAGGAUUUCUGUUGAUCGAUCUGAGGAUGGUCAAAGUGUGGUAUCAGAGUAUUAUAAGUUGGGACCCGAGGAUGGUGAAACUGAGGCAUCGGGGUAUUAUACGUUGGAACCCAAUCUGUUGGUUAUACCAUUGGGAAUUCGGCUUGCUGGAUCUGAGUUACAUGUGAACAUCGUUGCCAACACUUCCUUACUUGACGGAACAACGUUUAUCGACUCGGUCUUGCUGAUGCCAGAAGAAGAGGACCUGCCGGAAUUUCAAGCAUUGGAUGCUCAUAACCAGAGUGUGUUUCUUGAUACUUGCUACGACGUGAGGAAGAGUGUGUUAACAGCAUUUAAUUAUACAAUCGACGAUCAAUGCAGAAAGCAGACGACCCUUAUCAAUGCUGCUCUCUUUAAUGGCACACUCGAUUGUGACUGUAACGUAACAGGAACAGUGAAUGAUAGCAAAGAAUGUUUAACACUUGGUGGACAGUGUUUAUGUGCAUCUAAAAUCAUCACUCGAACGUGUUCAGCGUGUGAUUACACAUAUUUUGGAUUUGAUGGUGAUGGUUGCGAAGCUUGUUUGUGCAAUGAAUCUGGCUCUGAUCCAUCCGCUGGGGAGAGUUGCAAUGCUACAACAGGACAGUGCACGUGUAAAGAGAACGUAGAGGGUGUGAAAUGUACAAGUUGUAAGACAUCAUUUUUCAAUCUGCAAUCAUCCAAUCCUACCGGCUGUGAAGGCUUUUUUCUAACUGGUGUAGCUUGCAAUUGCAAUUCCAAUGGAUCCACAGCAUUGUCAAAGGGGGCAUGUGAUGCUACUGGUCAGUGUGUUUGCAAAGAAGGUGUGACGGGUGUGAAGUGUUCUGUUUGUGAGGAUGGCUUCUACAUUUUGUUUCCUGAUGAUGCUAGCAGUUGUCAGUCGUGUGGUUGUUCUCUGUCAUCUUCAGUUUCAUGGACGUGUGAUAAGAUCUCAGGACAAUGUACUUGUAAAUCUGGUCUGACUGGACGAACUUGUGACAUCAUUGAAGACUUUCACUGGCUCCCCUUUUUGGAGGGUCUCAUUUACGAAGCAGAAUUUGCUGUUCUUAGUGCUGGAGCAACAGUUGAGAAACAAAUUGGGGAUUCUCGCAACUUCACCGGAAUAGGUGGAGUAAGAUUGAUGGAUGGUCAUCAAGUUACAUUUAAUGUAACUGUACCACAGAGAACGAUUCAGUAUGAUCUGGUAGUUCGUUAUCGGUCUGAUGUUUGGGGUGAAAUACUGCUGAAUGUGUAUCGAUCUGAGGAUGGUCAACUUGUGAUAUCAAAUUUCUAUUACGUGUAUUCAGAGAACGAUCUGUUGGUUGUAUCACUGGGAACUCGGCUUGCUGGAUCUGAGUUAUAUGUGAACAUUAUGGCCUCCAUGUACUUUUAUUAUGGUGAUGCAAUCUUUGUGGACUCGGUCUUGCUGAUGCCGAAAGCACAGGACCUGCCAGAAUAUCGAGCACUAGAUGCUCAUAACCAGAGUGUGUUUCUUGAUACUUGCUACGAUGUUAGAAAAAGUGUGUCAACGGCAUUUGGGUAUGCAAUUGAUGAACAAUGUAGAAAACAGACAAUCCUUAUCAAUGCUGCUCUCUUUAAUGGAACACUUGAUUGUGACUGUAACGUAACAGGAACAGUGAAUGAUAGCAAAGAAUGUUUAACACUUGGUGGACAGUGUUUAUGUGCAUCUAAUAUCAUCACUCGAACAUGUUCAGCGUGUGAUUACACAUAUUUUGGAUUUGAUGGUGAUGGUUGUGAAGCUUGUGUGUGUGAUGUGAUCGGAUCAAAGUCAGUCCAAUGCAAUGAGACCGGGUACUGUGACUGCAAGGGCAAUGCAGUGGGCCAAAGUUGUGAUGUAUGUAAACCAUCAUAUUUUAACUUUAGUGUGGAGAAUCCUGAUGUCUGUCAAGCUUGUUUGUGCAAUGAAUCUGGAUCUGAUGUAUCAGCUCGGGGGAGUUGCAAUGCUACAGCAGGACAGUGCAUGUGUAAAGAGAACGUAGAGGGUGUAAAAUGUACGAGUUGUAAGACAUCGUUUUUCAAUCUACAAUUAUCCAAUCCUACUGGCUGUGAAGCUUGCAAUUGCAGUUCCAAUGGAUCCACAGCGUUGUCAAUGGGGGCAUGUGAUGCUACUGGUCAGUGUGUUUGCAAAGAAGGUGUGACUGGUCUGAAGUGUUCUGUUUGUGAGGAUGGAUUGUAUAUGAUGCCUUCUGAUGAUGCUGGCAGUUGUCAUCCAUGUGGUUGUUCACUGUCAUCUUCGGUUUCACUGACAUGUGAUAAGUCUUCAGGCCAAUGUCAUUGUAAAUCUGGUCUAACUGGACGUACUUGUGACAUCAUUGAAGAUUUUCACUGGCUACCGUUUUUGGAGGGUCUCAUUUAUGAAGCAGAAUUUGCUAGUCUUAGCAGUGGAGCAACAGUCAAGAAACGCACUAGUGAUCCUGGCAACUUUACUGGAAUAGGUGGAGUAAGGUUGAUGAAUGGUAGUGAAGUGACAUUUAAGGUAGCUGUACCACAGAGAACAAUUCGAUAUGAUCUGUUAGUUCGUUAUGAGACUUCGCAUGUGUGGAAUGAUCUAAGGAUUUCUGUUCAUCGAUCUGAGGAUGGUCAAAGUGUGGUAUCAAAGUAUUAUAAGUUGGGACCGGAGGACGGUGAAACUGAGGCAUCGGGGUAUUAUACGUUGGAACCCAAUCUGUUGGUUGUACCAUUGGGAUCUCAGCUUGCUGAAUCUGAGUUACAUGUCAACAUCAUUGCCAACACUUACUUACUUGACGGAACAACGUUUAUUGACUCGGUCUUGCUGAUGCCAGAAGAAGAGGACCUGCCUGAAUUUCAAGCAUUAAGUGCUCAUAACCAGAGUGUGUUUCUUAGUAAUUGCUAUGACGUGAGGAAGAGUGUGUCAACAGCAUUUAAUUAUGCAAUUGACGAACAAUGUAGAAAGCAGACAAUUCUUAUCAAUGCUGCUCUCUUUAAUGGAACAGUUGAUUGUGACUGUACAGUAACAGGAACAGUGAAUAAUAGCAGAGAAUGUUUAACACUUGGUGGACAGUGUUUAUGUGCAUCUAAUAUCAUCACUCGAACAUGUUCAGCGUGUGAUUACACAUAUUUUGGAUUUGAUGGUGAUGGAUGUGAAGCUUGUGUGUGUGAUGUGAUUGGAUCAAUGUCAGUUCAAUGCAAUGAGAGUGGGUACUGUGACUGCAAGGGCAAUGCAGUGGGACAAAGAUGUGAUGUAUGUAAACCAUCGUAUUUUAACUUUAACUUGGAGAAUCCUGAUGUCUGUCAAGCUUGUUUGUGCAAUGAAUCUGGAUCUGCUCCAUCAGCUCGGGGGAGUUGCAAUGCUACAACAGGACAGUGCAUAUGUAAAGAGAACGUAGAGGGUGUGAAAUGUACAAGUUGUAAGACAUCAUUUUUCAAUCUACAAUUAUCCAGUCUUACUGGCUGUGAAACUUGCAAUUGCAAUUCCAAUGGAUGCACGGCGUUGUCAAAGGGGGCAUGUGAUGCUACUGGUCAGUGUAUUUGCAAAGAAGGUGUGACUGGUCUGAAGUGUUCUGUUUGUGAGGAUGGCUUCUACAUUUUGUUUCCUGAUGAUGCUAGCAGUUGUCAGUCGUGUGGUUGUUCUCUGUCAUCUUCAGUUUCAUUGACGUGUGAUAAGAUCUCAGGACAAUGUAUUUGUAAAUCUGGUUUGACUGGACGAACUUGUGACAUCAUUGAUGACUUUCACUGGCUCCCUUUUUUGGAGGGUCUUAUUUAUGAAGCAGAAUUUGCUGUUCUUAGUGCUGGAGCAACAGUUGAGAAACAAAUUAGGGAUUCUCGCAACUUCACCGGAAUAGGUGGAGUAAGAUUGAUGGAUGGUCAUCAAGUUUCAUUUAAUGUAACCGUACCACAGAGAACGAUUCGAUAUGAUCUGGUAGUUCGUUAUUAUUGGUCUUACUUUGAUGGUUGGUGUGAAAUACUGCUGAAUGUGUAUCGAUCUGAUGGUCAACGUGUGGUGUCACAUUUCUAUUAUCUGUCUCCAGAGAACGAUCUGUUGGUUAUACCACUGGGAACUCAGCUUGCUGGAUCUGAUUUAUAUGUGAACAUUAUGGCUUACCCGUACUUUUAUAGUGAAGCAAUCUUUGUGGACUCGGUCUUGCUGAUGCCGAAAGCACAGGACCUGCCAGAAUAUCAAGCACUAGAUUCUCAUAACCAGAGUGUGUUUCUUGCGACUUGCUACGAUGUUAGAAAAAGUGUGUCAACAGCAUUUAGUUAUGCAAUUGACGAACAAUGUAGAAAACAGACAAUCUUUAUCAAUGCUGCUCUCUUUAAUGGAACACUUGACUGUGACUGUAACGUAACAGGAACAGUGAAUGAUAGCAAAGAAUGUUUAACACUUGGUGGACAGUGUUUAUGUGCAUCUAAUAUCAUCACUCGAACAUGUUCAGUGUGUGAUUAUACAUAUUUUGGAUUUGAUGGUGAUGGUUGUGAAGCUUGUGUGUGUGAUGUGAUUGGAUCAAAGUCAGUCCAAUGCAAUGAGACUGGGUACUGUGACUGCAAGGGCAAUGCAGCGGGACAAAGAUGUGAUGUAUGUAAACCAUCAUAUUUUAACUUUAAUGUGGAGAACCCUGAUGUCUGUCAAGUUUGUUUGUGUAAUGAAACUGGAUCUGAUCAAUCGGCUGGAGGAAGUUGCGAUGCUACAACAGGACAGUGCAUGUGUAAAGAGAACGUAGAGGGUGUGAAAUGUACAAGCUGUAAGACAUCAUUUUUCAAUCUGCAAUUAUCCAAUCCUACUGGCUGUGAAGCUUGCAAUUGUAAUUCCAAUGGAUCCACAGCAUUGUCAAAGGGUGCAUGUGAUGCUACUGGUCAGUGUGUUUGCAAAGAAGGUGUAACUGGUCUGAAGUGUUCUGGUUGUGAGAUCACAGGCCGUCUAAUGAAGUUUUAG